Messenger RNA from Liolophura sinensis, 3095 nucleotides. Its product is annotated as ETS homologous factor-like. Bases 469 to 1710 code for a protein of 413 amino acids. NCBI's taxonomy places the organism in Eukaryota, Metazoa, Mollusca, Polyplacophora, Chitonida, Chitonidae. Gene Ontology annotation, molecular function: sequence-specific DNA binding; DNA-binding transcription factor activity, RNA polymerase II-specific. The record is from RefSeq and is a predicted model, not a curated record. Gene Ontology annotation, cellular component: nucleus. The transcript has 9 exons. Gene Ontology annotation, biological process: regulation of transcription by RNA polymerase II; cell differentiation.
AAUGGUUAUUGUCUAAUAUUGAAUGCAUCGGUUUUAUGUCCGCAUAAGACUAGGUCAGUCACGAAGCUCGCUCUAUUUUUAGACACGCCACUUGAACACCAUAUUUAGCAUAGAGUGACACACAUUUGGGGUAAUUUUGUAAACCUGCACCUGUGAUUGGUCGAAAGGGUUUAUUAUAUACUAGCUCUGUAUUAUAGCCCGUACAUCAAAGUGUGAUACUUGAUUCGUGGAGACACUCGAAGCCGUCUAGGAAAAUUCAUUUAUACAAGGAAAUGUCGAUAGGACUGAAUCACUAGGCCACGAGUGACUGGACUUGUGGCUGGCAAAGCGUGACGUAACUCGGCUGAGGUUGUGUCAAGGGGUAUAAAGUCCCGAAGCCUAGAUAGUAUCGGUAAAACUGUUCUGAACUUGACUGGAUGUACCUCGGACAAGUGUGAUUUACUACUGUUCACCUGACUAUAUCAGGUUAUGAUUAACGAGGACCACGUAUUACAGAAGAGGACGAACAACGGCAAAAUGAACUGCAUUCCUUCCCCCGUACAAUCGUUGGAAGAACCUAUGUUCGCGUUGAGUGACGAAUUAUCCAUGUAUGAUCCCUGCAUGAUGAUCAAACCUGAGCCUGACAAGGAUUUUGGAAGUUUGAGUUGCUCAGACCUCAUGGCCUCUCCUCUGCCCUCAUUUGACCAGAUUUUCAACCACUGUACAUAUUCCCCAGCCGUUGAUCAUAGCGGGUUACACAGUUGGACAGCGCAGCACCCUGAACACUGGUCUUCACCGGAUGUGCUCAACUGGGUCUACUUUGUUGCGGAAAAACACAAUUUGGACACGUCACAGAUCCGUGGAGAACAUUUUCAGAAUAUCACUGGCCAGCAGCUGUGUCGCAUGCAAAGAGAGGACUUUGAGAGACGCGAUCCAGUAUACGGGGCUUACUUAUUCGGCAUUCUUCAGAAUCUCCUGAAAGAAGCAAAAUUUUCUGAGCCAAAGUGUGACAGGAGCGUAACGCCGGACAACUUUCCUAUGUUGGCCUCCGCGCCAUACGCAGAAGACAAACUUACAGACAUCUCCAAUUCUACUUGCACUGAAGACGGUAUCAAGGUUUUGAUUGGUGGUGACAUCUACGACAUAGACCUCAAGCUACCUAUAGAAAUCCCUGGCGUAGAAUCCAACAUUGAGCCCGUGGAUAAUGGAUAUUUCAGCGAGUCUGACAGCUAUUCUGAACACAACGUAGAUAGCAUGGAAAUGGAUGCCUGGCCACGUGACCUCUACCCCCAGAGUUGUCUCCCCACCAAGUAUCGUUGCCAUACCAACAGUUUAUCCAGCAUCUGCAGUGAUGUCAGUGAGGACAGCGAGGUAGCUUACCCAACACCGCCAAAGAAACAGAACAAUCGGGGAAGGCCAGCCGGUCAAGCUUCCAAAGGGAAUCACUUAUGGGAGUUCAUCAGGGAUACCUUGAAAGACCCAAAAUUCAACCCAACUCUAAUUAAAUGGGAAGACAAAAAGGAGGGCGUGUUCCGGUUCGUCCAGUCAGAAGCCGUGGCACAAAUGUGGGGACGCAAGAAAAACAACAAAUGCAUGACUUACGAGAAACUGAGCCGAGCCAUGAGGUUUUGUCGCACAACGGGAUUUUUUGCCAGUCUACCAAAAACUGGGAAAUAUCCGAAAAAACUGUGUUUCAAAUUCGGCAGCAAAGCUUCUGGGUGGCAGGAUUGAGCAAUACGACUGGCGUCCCUAUUUCAUAGGUAUUACUACAAACGGGGAAUCCUUGAUCGCGUCGACGGUAAGAGACUUGUCUACAAGUUUGGGAAAAAUUCACAUGGCUGGAAAAAUUGACUACCCUUUCUGUGACUCAGCUUCAGGUGUACAUUUCAUCACUUCUGGUGACAAUUAUGGGAUGACGUUGUCAGUUAAGUUCCUUUUUCAAUCCCAUCGUUAAUUCACCUGUGGCGGCCGAACAAGAAAUAUGGAGAGGGGGAAAGAGACAAGUUUCCUUUGUGCGUCACGAAAUCUCGGAGGCCUCGUGAAUGUGACUUGUGCGACCUCCCGCAAACUGGUGUCGCCACCUAUCGGAUGGAGCAGCAUCUGUCCCUGGCGGACGAUACGACUGCAUUCGGAGCAAAAUAGUGCGAGUAUUGAAUGCUUUUACUAUAUAUUUAUUUGAAAACCUGCCAUGUCAUGGCAUUGCCUGUGCGUCUGAUAACUUGGGAGACAUCAUGUUACGAGCAAUAAUAUUUCAUUCCCAGGAAGAAGAACAGUUGCAUUUAUACAAAGCGAGACAUACUCAAAGACAAUUCAAAGACAAUUUUUUACUUAUAUAGUUAAGACCUGUUGAUAAUAAAAUCACGUGUUAUACCUCCUAUAAAUAACCACCUGUAUUUAAUUAAACCUAAAGUCCGUUUUCACUCGUCAAAUCCGUCUUCCGGUUCCUAUCGUGAUCCACAUUCCUGUUGUCGUUGUAACAUCGCUGUUUCUAAAGUUACCAGAUCAAAUGUCAAUAACCGUUUUUGGUUAUUUUGUAAGUACUACCCGUUUCAGGGCAUUUUCUCCUCAUAUUCACACCAUAUAACAUACAUCCAUUUUUGCACUGAAUUUUAUACUUCAGACUGUUAUUUUGUUACCAUGUGUUCGUCAGGUGCUUAUAAAUUCCCUGUGUAUGUACUCUAUGUUAUCUGUGUUGUCAUUUUAAAAAUGGUAGACCGAUUGACUUGUCUAUGUUGUUGUUUUAUUAUAACUGGCGAAGUCUGGAAUUAAAAUAUUUAAUUUACUAAUGUCAUCAGUUGUGUUUAGCUUAAGUUAUCAUCUGUGGUGCACAUGUUGCAGAUAUAGUGUUGACAACGUUUCGUCUUAAGUAAAGAAACGAAACGCGGAAUAAAGAGAGAUAUAUAUUGGCAUCAUUUUAUAUUAUUUAAAUAUAAUUUUAAAAAUUAAAUAUUUCUCAGUUGCUGUUAUAUGAUUUUUUUCUUUUUUGGGGAAUUUUAAUGUAAGAUUUGUUGUCCCUCAUAGCCAACACAAAAUUGUCUGAUGUGUUGUUACAUAUUUUUGUUACGAAUUUAUUUUUCUACAUUUGAUGAAUAAAAAUCUCAGUUGUACACUGACAC